Molecule: messenger RNA, 3496 nt
Organism: Geodia barretti
Lineage: Eukaryota; Metazoa; Porifera; Demospongiae; Tetractinellida; Geodiidae
Source: the annotation of a GenBank genome assembly
AGGCAUCUUAUUAAUAAGGAGUUGUGCUGGGUACUUGCAGCAUUGGCAUAUCACAUGGCAUAUUUUAGUUUCUUUUUGCAUCGUUGAGAGAGCAUUCAUCCAAGAAGCACCGGAUACAGCGAGCUUGAAGUCGUCGCGGCGAGUUCUCUGUGACAGAGCGAGUUUCUCUACGCGGAAGCUUGCCACGCCCCCAUCGAAGACGCCAUUUUUGGCGGGCGUCUCCGUGGAAACACGCACUUGGAUAAUAGAAUACGCCAUCUGAUUGGUCAAUUUGAAUCUGCCGCCGCGGUCUAGAGAGACAGUGUCUUCUGUGGUAGAGUGUCCAGCUCUUAUCACCAGUACUAUUGCCAGCUGGUUAAGAAACACCUCCAGUCACCACUACUUGUGAAGUCUGCUCAAACCAUUCAUAGUACCUGGAAGAAUAGGUGACAGCGGAAUCCCUAGUAGAGGGAGGAGAGAUGGGGGUGGUGGUGCCAUGGGAGCACUGGGUGUGCUCUCAGUGUCUGCGGGAAAACCCUCAUGCUGUGUGGCUCAUCAAGCUGAGAUGUUUCAAACCACACCAACAUCGCCACCAGUAUGGGUGGUCACUUGCUUCAAUUGAGCCAAGUGCAAUGAGACUGGUCCAGAUGAGACAUCCUCCAGCAAAUAUUGAGAGAUAGAUGCACCCAUCCCACCUUGGCACGCAUGGGAAUAUUGCCCGAAAAGGGGUUCAUGCCUCUGUCCCCAUUCAGACGUGGAGUAUCACACAUGGGACUUCAUACGAACAGUUUUCAAAGAAAACACACUGAAAAGGUUACUACAACGUGCCAGACUUGUCCCCCAGUCCCCGACAGAUGUCUGUGUCAAGUGCUACGGCGGUGCCUCUCCGUUCUACAACACACGCUGGCUCACCUGGCUGGAGUGUGCCAAACACCCAGAGCACGAGGGCGAAAUGGGGGUAACGCUCAUAGUUGGAGACGAUCACAAAGUGGUCGAAGUUUUGGAGCUCCCGUGCAGCCUAUCAGGGUGCUCCCCCCAUGAGCUCAGUCUCUGUGAGAAGAUGAAGCAGCCAAGAGGCUGUCCUGAUGAAGUCAACUGCAAGAAUGCCCACACCAUGGAGGAACUGGAAUACUGGAAGUGGAGUUUGAUUCACAAAGUACUUGAAAAGGUUCCCAAUUACAGUGCCCUCAGAGAGAGGUACAGUUACACGCCCAAUGAGGUCUGGUUGAGUGCUACUCAGGUCGGUAUUGACCAAAAGCUCUCUGCUGAGAAUUAUGUCAACAAGUUUCAUCACCUUAUAUGCCUGGAUGAGAUAGCACACUGCCAAACAAUGGCAACUCUGUGCAAUGGCAUGGUCACAGUAAAGCAGCACAAGUGGUAUGAACGUUGGAAUCAUAAAGAGGUGUUAAUGCUCAAGUUGUGUGGAAUGGAAGGAGCUGCCAUGGAUUACGCUGUCCAUGGUCAUGCUGUAGUGCACAUUCCACUGGGCCAAUCUGAAAUUGAAUGCAAUGUUUUUCAAAGAGAUGCCGUAGAAGAUGCACUCCUAUUGCAUUUACCAAAUGUAAAAAUGCCUCCGUUGCCAAGAAAUCCUGUGUAUGUGCACUUUGAAAUAAAUCACAUGUACUUUGAUGGGCUGCAUAGUGCCGUAGACUAUCUUAACCAAUAUGCAGUGAGCAAGCUCUUUCCAAAUGAAAUUUUGUUGAAACAAGGUACAAGCGGAAAAUAUUUAACUCCAGCAGAAAAAGCUGCAAUAAAGGAGUUCACAUUGGAUAAGGAAUAUCAAAUAAAUGCACUACGGAGAAUGAUAUCCUCAGAUCCCAGAGUUCCAUUUUUAGUUAUUGGUCCAUUUGGCACAGGGAAAACCCGAAUCCUAGCUGCUGCAGUUUCUGCAUUGCUAUGUGACCCAAAGUCCCGUAUACUGGUCUGUACCUAUCAGCAUCAGUGUGCCAAUAGCCUAUACAAAAUUCUCUUCAAAAAUUAUCGCCACUGCAUAAUGCGUUUAGUGCCAAAUCAGCAGGCUGCAAAGGUUGCUACUUAUGAUUUAUCAGCAAGCAGACAAAGUACAAACGAAGAACUUGGAGUAUAUUUGCAACGCUACACCGGCAUCAAUGUUCUGCUUAAGAAAAAAGUGAUUGUAACGACAUUCCUCACGGCAACCAACCUAAAGAAAAAGGAGACAGAGCAUCAACAACUGCACUUCUCCCACAUCCUGAUUGAUGAGGGAGCCCAGGCCAGAGAGGCGGAGUCACUUGGUGCACUGGCAGUAGUCAAGGAAGAAACCAAAGUCGUAAUUGUUGGAGACCAUAAACAGAGUGGUCCCAAAGUGGCAGUCCUGAGUGAGCUGGCACAAGAGUAUGAAUUGGGCGUAUCUCUGCUGGAGCGUCUCUUCAACUUGUACAAAUCCAAAAGGAGUGGGGGCGGAAUUAAUAAUCACACAGCGUCCCUUCUCACCAACUACCGCUGCCACUCCAGUAUCCUGGCCUUCACCUCAAGCCUCUUCUACCAGCACACUCUCCUCAGUCGGAGCGCCAGUGAGACACACCCACUGGCUCCCUACCCACAGGUCUUCACCUGUACCAGCAUCGACAAGAACUCCAAGAAUCUCCCAGCUGAGGAUAGGCAUGAGGCGAGGGUGCUCGUGGAAAAGUUGGAGAGUUUUCGUCAGCCAAUGGCCAAGAAAUCAUCCAAAACAGAAAGUGGUGGUGUCGGCUUCAGCAAGAAAACAGGUUGAGUUACUCAAAGAAAGAGGUGACAGAGAAAGGGUUGAAUCGUGACAAACCGUGUGAGGUUACAGUCAUACCAACUUACCGCAUUCAAGGUAUGGAAUUUGAUGCUGUUUUCAUCAGCACUAUUGAGCCCACGAAAGAAAACGGUGAGCCAUUUGACCCAGUCAGGACCAUGAGCAAUGAGCUGGUGUUCAACACCAUCAUGACGAGGGCUCGCUCACUCAUCUACUGUGUCGGUAACCCUUUUACUCUGUGUGAAAUUGGAGAUAGCAGGUCCUGGAAGGCAUAUCUACAGAGAUGUGUCCAGUGCGAGACUCUGCAGUUUUCAAUUCCUAACCAAUUAAACCGAAAAGCAGAAGUAGAACUCGCCGCGAAAAAGCUCCAGAACAGUUUGCUUCCACACAGUGUCAUUGACGAGGCCACUGCUGUCCCUUUAACACGCGAAGCGGACAAGAUUAUCAAACAGUACAUGGAAAAGCUGAACCAAAGGAGAGAAUACAAAACUGGAUGCAAACUCGUGCAAAAGCCAGAAGGAAGAAUUGACUGGAUGAUGGAAGACGAACAGAGUGGGGAUGAAACAGUUAUUCUUUGCCGGCUGAAAUAUUCCAUGUACAACAAAGCAACUGCACUUCCAGUCGAUCCCUCUCAGCCUCCAAUCACAAUUAGAGGAAAAGAGAAUUUGAAGGGAUUUGAUGGAGACAAAGUAAAGGUGGACAGGGAAGGAAGGUGUGUCCUCUUUGAUGACAAGACGGAGAGAGCAAUAAGACAAACGCAUCAUGGGGAAUCCUUCC